UUUCCAUAGCAACAACGCGAAUGAAAACAAAUCAUGGCCUCUCCAAAUUUCUGUGACCCUGUCAUUUCAUGAAACUCUAAUGCAGUUCAUAAAUAUUUUCUGUAUUGAUCAAACAAACCUAUGAUUUUACAUAUGAGAUAAACGUUAUCACAGUGUGUGUGUUAGUGUACAGUGAAAAAUGUUUAAGAAUACCUUUCAAUCCGGCUUUUUGUCUAUUCUUUACAGCAUAGGCAGCAAACCCUUACAAAUUUGGGACAAAAAAGUGCGAAAUGGGCACAUAAAAAGGAUUACGGACAAUGACAUACAAAGCCUGGUACUGGAGAUAGUGGGCACCAAUGUUAGCACCACGUACAUAACCUGUCCAGCAGACCCCAAGAAGACUCUGGGGAUCAAGCUGCCGUUCCUGGUUAUGAUCAUAAAGAACCUCAAAAAGUACUUUACAUUUGAAGUUCAGGUAUUAGAUGACAAAAAUGUGCGUAGAAGAUUCCGGGCGAGCAACUACCAGUCCACAACCAGGGUCAAGCCAUUCAUCUGCACCAUGCCAAUGAGGCUUGAUGAGGGCUGGAACCAGAUCCAGUUCAACCUGGCCGACUUCACCCGCCGGGCGUACGGCACCAACUACGUGGAGACCCUGAGGGUGCAAAUACAUGCUAACUGCAGGAUCCGCCGAGUCUACUUCUCUGACCGGCUCUACUCUGAAGACGAGCUGCCAGCCGAGUUCAAGCUCUUCCUCCCCAUCCAGAACAAAGCUAAAACAGCUGUAGCAACAUGAAAUCCAUUAUGUACAAUAUGAAUUUAAUUACAAUAUUUACACAGUAAAUUUAUUUGUAAGUCCUAAA
This is a messenger RNA of Plutella xylostella (diamondback moth), 839 nucleotides long. RefSeq names its product cilia- and flagella-associated protein 20 (gene Bug22). NCBI's taxonomy places the organism in Eukaryota, Metazoa, Arthropoda, Insecta, Lepidoptera, Plutellidae. The record is from RefSeq and is a predicted model, not a curated record.